Messenger RNA from Spathaspora passalidarum NRRL Y-27907, 1749 nucleotides. It is a transcript of the gene SPO7, whose product is annotated as Nem1-Spo7 phosphatase regulatory subunit. NCBI's taxonomy places the organism in Eukaryota, Fungi, Ascomycota, Pichiomycetes, Serinales, Debaryomycetaceae. Gene Ontology annotation, cellular component: Nem1-Spo7 phosphatase complex. The annotation marks the transcript as partial. Gene Ontology annotation, biological process: nuclear envelope organization. The transcript has a single exon. Gene Ontology annotation, molecular function: protein phosphatase regulator activity; phosphoprotein phosphatase activity. The record is from RefSeq and is a predicted model, not a curated record.
AGAUAGUUGUGGAUGUUUUAGGUAGAUUCUUUUAACAUCAACAAUCCUAAAAUUACCUUUUUUUUGCAUUAAACAUUUCCUCCCCCGCUUCCCUGUUUGUUUAUGCAAGCAUAUUUCCCCUUUUCUUUCAAUUUCCACAAACCUAUAUCCCUUAAAGGUGACAAUUUAUUUAUUCAUAACAUAUAGUUACAACCAUGGAUCACACGGCUCAGGAUCAAUCAAUACAGGAUCCUCAACCAUCAGGUUCAACUAAUGAAAACACCUAUGAUGACGUACAAAAUACCAGCAGAGACACUCUCAUUCAUUUACCAGCAGAUACUCCUCCAUCAAGCAGCCCAUCGUCACCCUGUGAAGACCGCGAUCAACUUAUAUUUACACCUCCAAGGUCGCCCUAUCUUCGAUCAUCAGAUAGAAUGAAUAUAACGCCAGAUUCACCUACUGACAGUCCCCGAUUAGACGAAUUUGUCAUGUAUAGUGAUUCUGAUGUUGCGUCUCAAAGUUCUUUAGAUUUAGGGACCACCCCAAAGGCAACCAGACGUAAAUUAGUCAAGGUCAGCUCCGAUGAAGAAGAAUACGACGAAGAGGAAAUAGCGGAUCGUGUUCGGUAUUAUGAUGAACAAGGUCGAGGAGUGACUUUAGAACCACCGUCAGAAAAACCACGUCGAAGAAAGCGAUCAUCAGUUGGACGGAAAAAGACCGUUCAAACAGAAUCUACAAACAAUCCUAAAUCCUCGAAGAAGAAAAUACGAAGACAAUCAAGGUCAAAAGAACCGAGUGAACGAUCAAGGUCAGACUUUAUUCCAGGAACAGGAUAUACUUCCGUACCAGCGACGGGAAAAGUUUUCCGUAAUUUACUUAUCCUUGAAGAAAGUUUACGAGAACAAGUUAUUCAACAACGAGCAAUGAGAAGAAAAUACCUUACGUUUUUAGCAUUGCUUUGUUCCAUUAUUGCUUCACUUAUACAUCAUUUGUUUAUCCUUGAUCCAUCAGUUUCGUCAACUGGUACCACAAGAGUCAUACUUCAGUUUCUUCUCCUUGCUAGCAUAAUCACCCUUAUACUUUACCAUUUAUCAGGAGAAUACCAGAAAACCAUCGUUUUACCACGUAAAUUCCUUUCAUCUACCAAUAAAGGAUUACGUCAAUUAAAUGUUCGACUUGUGAAAAUAAAAACACCAUUAAUUGACAAAAUAACAGAUUUAAUUCGAGAAGUUCUGCUUAGUAUCGUGGCCCUGACACUUGACAUGUUUCAUAAAAUAUCACCUUCAUCGAUUCAGAAUCCAACUUCGAAGAUUGAAGUGUUUUUAGUGUCUUGUCAAUCGCAAUGUCAACCACGAAUUGGUGUCACAGAUGUCAAGCUUGUUCUCAAUGCUCGUGUGUUUAAUGUUGAUAUUAGAGAAGGCUGGGAAUUAUACCGUAGUGAAUUUUGGAUAAAUGAAGGGGUAAGGAGACGUAAUAACAUGAUGGCAUUCACCAAGCUGCCUUCAGAAAGAAAAUCCAUAAGUACAGCCCCGGUGGCCGUAAGAAGGAAAAAGAGAAAAUCUUCAAGUGUGGUUAUAAGUGGCGGUUCUGGAGAUUCAAGUAUUCUGAAUGUGCCUCAAACAUUGAGUGAAGAGAAUUUAAAGAAUUUGACAAAAAGGCUCGAAAAAAGCGCUAUGAGUUGAUAUCAAUGAUUAUUUCAGCAUUUAAUAUGUUUAUAUAGAUUAUAUUUCGUUUCUAUUAAUAUUCCUUAAAUCCGUUUCCUAAUUUAGU